This is a messenger RNA of Microtus ochrogaster (prairie vole), 909 nucleotides long. RefSeq names its product cilia- and flagella-associated protein 47-like (gene Cfap47). Gene Ontology annotation, molecular function: protein binding. The record is from RefSeq and is a predicted model, not a curated record. NCBI's taxonomy places the organism in Eukaryota, Metazoa, Chordata, Mammalia, Rodentia, Cricetidae. Gene Ontology annotation, biological process: sperm axoneme assembly; cilium assembly. Gene Ontology annotation, cellular component: cilium. The transcript is spliced from 9 exons. The coding region runs from base 1 to 909 and encodes 302 amino acids.
AUGCAGGCAACUGAACCUGCAAUUGACAUCUGUGAUCCAAACCCAGUGAUGAUGCUAAUGCUCUGUGUCUACAUGUAUGAAAGGUUACCUACAUAUCUCCCGAAGAAAGUGGUGGCAUUCUCUUGCAGUCUGUAUGACGUUGUACUGGGACAGAUAUUAUUGAAGAACCCAAGCUUGAAAAAUUUAGUUUAUACAGCUACAAUUGUUGGAAGAGAUGCUGCUGACUUUUCUCUCGCCCAGACAGGGAAUGUUAUAACAAUUGCCCCAAAAAACCAAAUUGUCCUCUAUGUGAAAUUUUUAAGUCGCUUCCUCCAUCCUACUGAAGCUACACUAUUAUUAAUUUCAAAACCUAAGGGUGGAGUAGGAGGGAGUACUAUGGCUUUUGCUCUGAAAGGAGAAGUACUAAAUUUUAAAGCAAUUGAAAUUCUAAAAUGCAAAUCUCCAUGUUAUCAAUGGAAAGAAGUCAGUGUAAAUGUGAAAAAUCCCUUUCCAGUGGGUGGAGAUUUUAAUGUCAUUCUUGUGGAAUCCACAACACUUAUGUAUUUGCCAUCACAAGUAACUGAAUCUUCAAAAGCUGCUGUGAGGCCUGAUCGUAGUAUGGAUAGUGACUAUGGUGCUGAUGGGAGUUGUUCCCACGCUGAAAGUGGCAUAAGAACCUCAAUUAAGUCUAACUUUAUCAGAGAAUUCUUCUGUUCAAUGCCUACAUUUUUCUUGGAAGCCAAAGGAUCUUCAAGCCUGGAGAUCUACUAUCUUCCCUUUGAUAUGCAUGUCCGCUAUUGUGCCGUCAUCCUGAGCAACAAAGAGAAUACCAAAAAAUUUCCACAACUUAGACACAAAUUUAAGGUCUCAGCAUAUGCGAGUUUUAUGGCAGCAGAACCUCCAGGACUAGCUUUAUCUCAGUUUCUGUGA